AUGCCUGAUUUUACGGAUGGUAACUCCAGAGGUCGACAAAGAUGGCUAUCGGCUCCAAGAUUAUCAAGCAGCAAGAAGGCCGUCAUCAUCUACGUGCCCAUUCCCCAGCAGAAGGUGUUCCAGAAGAGCCAAAUCAUUCUGGUCCGUGAGUUGGAGAAGAAGUUUUCCGGCAAGCACGUCGUAGUCAUUGGAGAGCGCAAGAUUCUGCCCAAGCCCACACGCAAGGCACGCAAUCCCCUGAAACAAAAGCGUCCACGCUCUCGUACCCUUACGGCUGUGUACGAUGCCAUUCUGGAGGAUCUGGUCUUCCCUGCCGAGAUCGUUGGAAAGCGCAUCCGCGUCAAGCUGGACGGCUCCCAGCUGGUUAAGGUUCACUUGGACAAAAACCAACAGACCACCAUCGAACACAAAGUUGAUACAUUCACAUCGGUCUACAACUACAGCUACUGUCGCGCUGUUUCGGUUCAUCAUAAGAAAGUUAUAGAAAUUCUGUCGUACAGAAUAUUAAUAUUUUACAUGAGCUGGAGAACGUAACGUGAAAUAAAAAAUUAAACACCUAAAACUAAGCAAAUCCCAAUUAACAGA
Drosophila guanche is the source of this 585-nucleotide messenger RNA. Its product is annotated as 40S ribosomal protein S7-like. Gene Ontology annotation, cellular component: ribosome; small-subunit processome; cytosolic small ribosomal subunit. Gene Ontology annotation, molecular function: structural constituent of ribosome. Bases 1 to 534 code for a protein of 177 amino acids. Gene Ontology annotation, biological process: rRNA processing; translation; ribosomal small subunit biogenesis. Lineage: Eukaryota; Metazoa; Arthropoda; Insecta; Diptera; Drosophilidae. The record is from RefSeq and is a predicted model, not a curated record. The transcript is spliced from 2 exons.